GUGACAGCACAGCGGAGACCAACAGCAGGGGGGGGUCGCAUGCAGCAAAGUUUUUGCAGAUAAUGGCAGUAGAUGAACCAUUCGAUUUGGUUUUCCGGGAUCCCAACUGCAGAUAUAGCCGCAGCCUGAAGCACAGAUCAUUAAAUAGAUACGGUGGAUUUUUGCACUUUUCGUGAUUGGGAGGAGUUGUUGCGUCGUUUAGAAACGCCACCAAACGUUUGUUAAGCGAUAGCUAACUAACAUAGUUAGCCACGGUCGCAGACAGGUAUGUCUGAAGUUAGUCUUGAAGCUGAAUCGGAGACCAUAACCACGGACCUGCAAAUGGAUUAUAAGGAGGAUCUUAAAACAGAGCAUUCUUUGCGAAAUGAUGAGAAUGACGACAAUUAUGAAAGUGUAGACCUUGACAAAGACCAUUCCCCCACUGAUGCCAAUCAUGUGGAAAGCGGGUUUCAGGAGGUGAACCCACAGUUAGAUACAGAUGUUCAGAGUGUCUGUAAGGGCUCAUGCAGUGACACAGAUGUUGAGAACAGCGGAGAUGCUGUGAUCACGAAGGGCAGUGCAGACGAUGAGGAGCAGCACGUUACAAAUCACCACACUAACACUUCAGAAACACCAGAGGCAAAUGGAGAAACUUGCCCUCAAACUCAGGAAACCCCCAUGGCUGAGGAUUCCCAUAGAAGUUCCGCUGCAGAGAUCCCCAUCACCAGCAACGGCGAGAUGGACCUGAGCUCUGAAAAGGACUCUUCUACUUCUCCCGGUCCUCCCAGUGGACCUAACCUCGCAGAGGCCCAUAUACACUCCAGUAACUACGCUUCAACAACAGAGGGCAUCAUUGAAUCAGGGCCAUACAGAGGGUCAGCCAGCCUGCCCACGUCCCCAGCAACACCAGUAGCUCCCAGUAUGGCAGUGGGCGGCCGUCUGGCCCGCUCUGCCAGUGCUAGUCAGCCUGAGACAGGCCAGCAGACGAGCGGGGCCGUGGUUCUCGCGGAUGACUUGAAGAACCCCGCCAUGGAGAAACUGGACCUAGUGCGAAAGUGGAGCAUCAAUACGUACAAAUGCACCCGGCAGAUCCUGUCUGAGAAGAUGGGCCGGGGAUCCAAAACGGUGGACCUGGAGCUGGAGAGCCAGAUCGAGGUACUCCGCGACAACAAGCGACGCUACGAGCAGGUGGUCAAGCUGGCCCAGACCCUCUCCACCCAGCUGGCCCAGAUGAUGCACACCCAGAAGGCGCUGGGGGACGCCUUCGCCGACCUUAGCCUCAAGUCCCCAGAGCUCCAUGAGGAGUUUGGCUACAACGCUGAAACCCAAAGGCUUUUAUCCAAAAACGCAGAGACCCUUUUGAGCGCCAUCAACUUCUUCAUCGCCAGUGUCAACACGCUUGUAGAUAAAACCAUCGAGGACACCCUGAUCAACAUCAAGCAAUAUGAAGCCGCAAGGAUCGAGUACGACGCCUACCGCACGGACCUGGAGGAGCUGAACCUGGGCCCUCGCGACGCCUCCACCAUGCCCAAGAUAGAGCUCUCCCAGCAGCACUUCCAGGCCUACCGCGAGAAGUACGAGAGAAUGCGCAACGACGUCUCCAUCAAGCUUAGGUUUCUGGAGGAGAACAAGGUGAAAGUAUUGCACAACCAGCUCAUGCUGUUCCACAACGCCAUCGCUGCGUACUACGCGGGGAACCAGCAGCAGCUGGAACAGACACUCAAGCAGUUCCACAUUAAGCUGAAACUGCCAGGCGGCGACACUCCAUCUUGGCUCGAAGGGAACUAGUCACUCCGACGUGGCGGCCAUUACGGCUCAAAUCGUAGUUCUUUGACGGGGAAUGGACGGUUCCCCCAAAUCUCCACAAAACAGGGACACCUCCUAGUUUUUGCUUUUGUUUAUCACUCCCUGUUUAUCUAGGCUGUAAACCCUUCUCGAGGGCAACAAAAAAUGUAAAUGCUUAAGGUUGUUGGACUGCUUAUAUUAUUCUGAAUACUUUUGCUUCACUUGUCAGUUCUGCAAUUCUUUCAAAUCAUGGGAAAUGCACUUUUGUAUGGGGAGAGCGAUGCCUAGGGAAGCCUAUAGUUUCUAGAUGUGCCUCUUAGCGGUAGCCAGACCAGGUUUAUUUCAGCACAUAUAUGCUUCAUUCAUUUCAUGCGGUUAAACUGCCAUCUUAUGGUCCUGGCAUCAUUAUAUUAAUUUUUCAACUUAAUUAUCUUGGUUAUAGUCAAUAGCAUUUGGCAGAGGAAAAUCAUGAUUUGACUGUACAGAAUUCACAAUCACGUGCUCUCACGGUUUUCCGAUUUUCUAUAACGUUUCUAUGAAGAGAUUUGACUGGAUAAUGAAUUAUAUACAUAAAUUAUUUAACACUUUUGAAGGACCAGCCUUUUGAUUAGUUCCACUGUGCCUUGAUUGGUGUAUAUUGUUAAUGCUCCCCUGUUCUGGGACUCCAAACCCAAGCCCUUCCUCUGUUCCUGCCUUUUACAAUCUCACUGUUAAACACAGGAAAUGGACCAAAAUCGUGCACAAACGCACACAUACAUGCACAAAGUACAACUACAGCAAGGUGGACGACUGCACAAGAAAUCGGUGUACCCCGAGAUACCUAAAUGCCUUUUAAAAUAAUUAAUGUUUAAUACGUCAUGCAUACUGGGCAUGUAUGCAUUCGAGACCAAUCAUGAGUACCUUUUUGAUUUGUACGACGUGUACAAGAUGAAAAACCAAAUUACUUUGUCUAUUGGGACAAAAGACCAUCCUGAACCUUUUCCUCCUCAGCUGCUAACUCUUCAAUGACGAUUAAAUGAAACAGAAGUAAAUAUUUUGUGAAAGUAGUUUCUGGAAAAGGUAUGUCAUCUUAACUCUGUUUUGUACCAGUUGUAUGACUUUUGGUAGAAAGCAGAUGAGGACUUUGUUGUGAAUCAAACAGGUGUUCUCUUUAAAGCAUUUUCCAGAAGAAUAUAUAUUUGUAAUUUCCUCUAUUGCAUCUUUUGCUCAAUAAAAUUAAUGCUGACAUUU
Gadus morhua (Atlantic cod) is the source of this 2994-nucleotide messenger RNA. It is a transcript of the gene arfip1, whose product is annotated as ADP-ribosylation factor interacting protein 1 (arfaptin 1). Gene Ontology annotation, biological process: regulation of Arp2/3 complex-mediated actin nucleation; intracellular protein transport. The transcript has 10 exons. Gene Ontology annotation, molecular function: phospholipid binding; protein domain specific binding. Bases 268 to 1767 code for a protein of 499 amino acids. Lineage: Eukaryota; Metazoa; Chordata; Actinopteri; Gadiformes; Gadidae. Gene Ontology annotation, cellular component: trans-Golgi network membrane. The record is from RefSeq and is a predicted model, not a curated record.